GAAAAAUAUUCUGUUUGAGUUAUAACAAAAUGAAAUUGUGAAUGAAUACUGAAAAAUACGAACGGAUUAUGUCCUUCUUUCUACUUUUUGUUUUUUUCAGUGCAAUACUUAGAGAGGUUGCGGCUGACAGCUUUGGUUGUGAACUCCCCAAUGCCAUAGAAAACGGCAAAAUACGGGAAUUUUAUGUCAAAGGACGAAAACACUUUUUAGUCACUUGCCUACCGAGCUAUAAUUUAGAUGGACUGCGUAUGGGAAGGUGUAUAAAUGACAAAUGGAAUGUCCAGUUUCCUCGCUGUAAUAAAAAUCAAGAAAAUUUGUGCAAAAAUUUGAAACCUCCUGUUUAUGGGAAAAAAUCUUGUUCCAAUGGAGUGGCACACAUCGGUUCGUCUUGUUCUUUUGAGUGUUCAAAGAGUUAUGUUCUAAAAGGAUCCCGAGAAAGAAUUUGCCAAGGAAAUUUAGAAUGGUCAGGAAAAGAGACUUACUGCGUGCCGAAAACAGUUGAUGAUUACGGUAGAGCGAUUGGGCGACUCCAUCCCUGCUUGAACAGUCGAUGUGAACAGAGAUGUCAGACUACGGAAAACGGCUAUAAAUGCUCAUGUGAACCUGGCUACGAGCUAAUUGAUGAUCACAAAUGCAAAGAUAUUGAUGAAUGUGCUAACAAGGAUAGUAAUUCAUGUCAGCAGUUUUGUCACAACACACCAGGAAGUUUCAAGUGUUCUUGCUUACCAGGUUUCGUAUUGACUGAUGGUACAAAGUGUGAAGACAUUGAUGAGUGCGCAAUUGAGGGGAAAAAUCCGUGUCAGCACUUCUGUCAUAACACGUUGGGAAGUUUCGAAUGUUCGUGCUCACCUGGUUAUAUUUUGGUUUAUGAUACAAAGUGUGAAGGAUGCAGGAAAAAUUCUUACUGGUCGGAUGAAUAUAAUACUUGCUUUGAAUGUCCCAGAAACUCGUAUACGGAAACGAAUGGCAAAACCUCAAUUUUCGAUUGCAGAUGCCGUUCUGGAUUCGAGGGAGAUCCUUCACGAAAUAUUCCAUGCCUAGAUAUUGAUGAAUGUGCUGUACAGAAUUUUGGUUGUUCUGACAAAUGUAUCAACACAGCCGGAAGUGCUUACUGUUCCUGUGCUCUUGGAUAUGAACUUCAAUCAGAUAAUAAAACUUGUUCUGAUAUCAAUGAAUGUGAGAUUAACAACGGAGGUUGUCAAGACAAGUGCCUCAACUCAAUAGGAAGUUACAGUUGCAGCUGUGGAAGUGGAUAUAUUGUCUCAAAAACGAAUCAAUAUUUAUGUGAUGACAUUGACGAGUGUGCAGUAGAAAACGGAGGAUGUUCUGAAAUUUGCGUUAAUUUUCCUGGAGGUUAUUUUUGUUCUUGUAAGACUGGAUUUCGAUUGAACCGCACUGAAAAAAACUGUAAAGCAAUUACUUGUCCCAACGUACCGACGCCGCAUUUCGCCCAAAAACGUUGCAAGACUGGAAGUAAUAGAUUAAGCAAUGGAAAAUACUAUCCUGUAAACACUACUUGCAGCUUCAGUUGUUUAAAAGGUUUCAAGGAAAAUUUCAGAGGAGUUAUACAAUGCGAGGAAGACGGACAAUGGAGUGGAAUAGUUCCCAAAUGCAUUGCUUUGUCCUGUCCUCCUCUGGAAGCUCCUGAACACGGCAAUAUUCACCCAAAAUCUUGUCUCAAAGGAAUUUCGUCCGUAAAAGAGAAGUGUACAUAUACUUGCAACCCCGGCUACAGAUUAAAAUACAAGACUCCCGUCGUCAGAUGUCGCAACAAUCUUACUUGGUCGGGCUCAAAUGAAUCCGCUAUAUGUGUGCGAAUAAAAACCGAUCCAUUUAUUUCAUGCCCAAAUGAUAUUAGAGUCGACCUGCAGCCUCUGGAAAACUCCACAAGCGUAACUGUGCCUGAACCGGAUACUGACUGGAAAGACUUGGAUGUCAUACCGCAGUGGGUGUCUGUUGGUAAACCUACAAUCUUUCCGGCUGGAAAAACGGAUGUCAUAUUUUCUAUCAAGAAUGAGCAUAAGAAAAAGAUUUCGGAAUGCAUUCUUACUGUAAAUGUUGUAGAUAAUGAUCCGCCAGUAUUUUACCAGUGCCCAGAUUCAUUUGAAGUAAAGAAUGCCAGUGCAUAUGGAGUGCCUGUCACGUGGGAAGAACCGGUUAUCUUUGAUAAUGUUGGAAUCAAGUCCAUUGAAAGCAAUGUGAGACAAAAUACAACUCUAGCGCCAGGGAUCCACACAGUUGAAUAUAUAGCGAGAGAUGAAGCUGGAAAUAUCGCUACUUGUUCUUUUCAAAUCAACGUUACUACCAAUUAUUGUAGUGAUAUGGAAGAUCCUCUAAACGGUAAAGCCAACUGCAUAGAUUGGAUGUUUGGCAAAAUGUGCGAGCCAACGUGCAACGACGGUUACUGGCAAGAUCCGGAAGAGCAGUACUACAUGUGCAAUGAAUCUGGAAUCUGGCACCCUAGGGAUUUUAUUAAACCAUGCUUGAAAUUCUAUGAUUUAAAGAACUCUACUUGUGAAGCUGGGUUCCAGUUAUUAAAUACCAAAGAAGGAUCAAUAUGCAUUGAAUGCCCUAAAGGUUACACUUGCAACAGGGACGACGUUCGAGAGAAAGGAAAUUGAUCGAUGAAAAAUAUAAAAAAAUGAAUGAAUGGCUACCGUAAGCAAUGUCUUUUACCUGCAUUAAAUAAUAAAAAUGUUGG
Uloborus diversus is the source of this 2701-nucleotide messenger RNA. Its product is annotated as fibulin-1-like. Bases 42 to 2621 code for a protein of 859 amino acids. Gene Ontology annotation, molecular function: calcium ion binding. The record is from RefSeq and is a predicted model, not a curated record. NCBI's taxonomy places the organism in Eukaryota, Metazoa, Arthropoda, Arachnida, Araneae, Uloboridae. The transcript is spliced from 18 exons.